AUUGUUUAUUAUAGGUACAGAUUUAUGUAUAUAAACGUAGGCACCCCUGGACGGUGCAACGAUUCCCACAUUUUCGAGAAAUCUGCUUUGAAACAGCAUCAUCAAAACCCUAUCCCUACGCACUUGUCUACGCAAAUAAACGGAGUUAACGUUCCAGUUGUAAUGCUUGGAGAUUCAGCUUUUCGGUUUUCGGACAUAUUAAUGAAACCUUAUCCAUAUAGAGAGAAUGCUAGCUUCAGUGAAAAAAACUUUAAUUAUGCCCUGUCUAAGUGCAGAAGGGUAGUCGAGAAUGCAUUUGGUCAUCUCAAAGCUAGAUUUAGAAGAAUUGGAAAAGGUCUUGAUAACCGAAUUGACAAUGUAAAUUUAAUAAUUAAAUGUGCUUGUGUUUUACAUAAUUUUUUAAACGAGAAAAACGAUUGCAUAAACAAUCGCUGGAUGCAACAAUUACGGGAGCAGGAGGAAACCGUAGUCCGACCGCAGCCGGAGUUUAAUUGUACCCUGACUGAUAAUAACCUCACAGCGGAAAAUAUAAGAUCUGCUAUAGCAAUGUUCUUAGUUAGACAGCCACUACCCGCUUGAUUUUCGACGCAACUCUUAUAUGUUGCAACUAAGUACAUAUUGAUCCAGGUAAUAAACUAUCUACCUGCCAAAUUUCAAGCAAAUCCAUUCAAACUCACAAAUAUACAAACUUUCGCAUUUAUAAUAUUAGUAUUAA
Molecule: messenger RNA, 715 nt
Organism: Rhagoletis pomonella (apple maggot)
Lineage: Eukaryota; Metazoa; Arthropoda; Insecta; Diptera; Tephritidae
Exons: 2
Coding region: 25-579 (184 amino acids)
Source: RefSeq, a predicted model, not a curated record